Neurospora crassa OR74A is the source of this 1467-nucleotide messenger RNA. RefSeq names its product 60S ribosomal protein L11. The transcript has 3 exons. Lineage: Eukaryota; Fungi; Ascomycota; Sordariomycetes; Sordariales; Sordariaceae. The coding region runs from base 101 to 625 and encodes 174 amino acids. Gene Ontology annotation, biological process: translation. Gene Ontology annotation, molecular function: structural constituent of ribosome; RNA binding. Gene Ontology annotation, cellular component: cytosolic large ribosomal subunit; ribosome. The record is from RefSeq and is a predicted model, not a curated record.
CAAAAUUACUGAACAAAAAUCGUCAACCGCCACGGAAAUCUCCCGAGCAUCGCGACGGUCAAGUUUCCUUUACGGCGGAUUUCGACACAAAACCGGCACCAUGUCUACCGAACAGAAGGCCCAGAACCCCAUGCGGGAGCUCCGCAUCCAGAAGCUCGUCCUCAACAUCUGCGUUGGCGAGUCUGGUGACAGACUUACCCGUGCCGCCAAGGUGCUUGAGCAGCUGUCCGGUCAAACCCCCGUCUACAGCAAGGCCCGUUACACCGUCCGUACCUUCGGUAUCCGCCGUAACGAAAAGAUCUCCGUCCACGUCACCGUCCGUGGCCCCAAGGCUGAGGAGAUUCUCGAGCGUGGCCUCAAGGUCAAGGAGUACGAGCUUCGCAAGCGCAACUUCUCCGAGACCGGCAACUUCGGCUUCGGUAUCUCCGAGCACAUCGAUCUCGGCAUCAAGUACGACCCCGGUAUCGGUAUCUACGGCAUGGACUUCUACUGCUGCAUGACCCGCCCCGGUGAGCGUGUCUCCCGCCGCCGCCGCGCCAAGAGCAGAGUCGGUGCCACCCACCGCAUCACCCGCGACGACACCGUCAAGUGGUUCAAGUCUCGCUUCGAUGCCAUCGUCCGCUAAAUUGCCCCAUUACUUCCUGAAAAGGAUCGGGUGUUAUAGUUUGGCGACAUGGUGGAGGAUCUGAAGUUACCGCUUCUUGAGGACCAGAGGGAGUUUGGGGCUCGGCGGCAGUUUCUGGGCUUUCUCCGGGUGGGCGUUAUUCUGGUAUUGGUUUCGGGGGAAAAAAAACACCAAAUCCAGGAUUUGUAGAUGCACCAUGAUACCUCUUAUUGGCGACUUCGUCAAUUUAGCUUGAUCUGAAUCUACAGUCGAGCUGCGGCCUCAGAGACCGACCGGCAUCAUGCCGGCUUACCCUACCUUCAUGAACCUAUGUGAAACAAGGAUAUCUCGUCCUUUGGCCUCUCGAGUAGAUCAGUUCUAUCCCAGUGACAACUUGAACAGCCAGCCACCCAUCAUCGGCGCGUGGCGCUUCAUCACUUUUCGGCUAUGGCUGUUUUGCUCACGAUAUAUAUAUAUAUAUUUGACAUGUGCAGACUCUGUGGCAUAGAUACGGCAUGUCCUUUGGCGCCAUCGAGUUAUUUGGAAAUUUCUAAUUGCCCUUGGUUGAAGGUACUAACGGCUGGCUCUACAUGAUGGUUAUCAACCGUCGCUGGCUAUCAUUGCUCAAAGAACGAAGCAGACGGGCCACCUAAGCACCAAGGACUGCAUGAUCAUUACCAUUGGGAUGGAGUAUGUACGGAUACCACAUCAUUGUUGCAACCGCUUGGCAUUUGUAAUGCUGCUCCGACCGUAGGGGAGUCUUGUGGACGAUAAUGCCAGUGAUGGGGGUUGUCUCCAAUACUAUCUCCGUAUGGUUACUACACCAAGCACAGCUGCUGCGUGAUGCUAGGUAAAGGGGCAUG